AUGGGUAAAACGGGCAAAACGACGGACGACGCGACCACCCUCGGCGCCAGCACGAUUGACACGGAAGAACUUGGCCCUGUUCGACAAGAUGGAAACGUCCAGGGAGCCGGUAACGAAGCAACCGUAAUCGACUACAUGGGCGGACCGAUGAAGAAGGAUCAUUCUGAGGGCUACCGCCAAGCCUUCAACCGAGCAUUCACGAAUCUUCCAGGAGAUCUCGGGUUCAACAAUGGCCUGUCUGCCCCACAGCCUGACUUCGUCGAGGGACUAGAGGCAGAAGAAUACCGGCCGCUCCCCGUAGACGACCGAACCCCAGGAACUGCCGUCUUUAGAGACGAGCCCCGCUCCAUCACCCUGCCACAAAUAGCUGGAGAGUGGGAGGGUCCCGCGGGAGACACGAGAGAAGCGAGAAUGCAGAGCGCCUACAACGGAGCCGCGAUGGUUCACGCAAGAAACCAAGCUCUCGCCUACAUGGGAAAAGCUGACCCCGCUGGUCACGCAGAAGUCUCAACAUUUACCACAGAUGGCGACAGCCUCAACCUCUUCGCACAUUACGCUGCCGAAACGGAGGACGGUAUGCUCGAAUACCACCAAUAUCCUAUCUCGUCAAUAAACCUCACCCACACUUAUCAAGGUCACAAGGACGGACGAAAAAGUUUCAGGAACGCGCAGGACCACGCCAGAGAGCAAUCAUACGCUCUGAGGGACCAGUUGAAGGAACACUACAAACAGCAACGUCGCGGUACCCUCCGUCCGACCGACGAAACGGUACCACCAUUGCCCAUACUAGAUGUCGAGUCUUGGGCUAGAGCCCAAACCUACGCAAAUGAAGACGGGUACGAAGUCGUCGAACCCCAAGCUGUCUACCAGCUUACGCUGCCUACCUCGUCCACACAUAAGCACAGCAGCUAG
Chaetomium globosum CBS 148.51 is the source of this 912-nucleotide messenger RNA. RefSeq lists its product as uncharacterized. The record is from RefSeq and is a predicted model, not a curated record. NCBI's taxonomy places the organism in Eukaryota, Fungi, Ascomycota, Sordariomycetes, Sordariales, Chaetomiaceae. Bases 1 to 912 code for a protein of 303 amino acids. The transcript is spliced from 2 exons.